GUGAAAGAGGCUAUUUCGCGGGUUCGGUAACCCUAGGUGCAGUGCGCGCACGAGGCCCUUCUUCUCGGCGCAUUUUAGCAUAAGAAUUCAGAAUUCUAUUACACUGUUUCUUUUACUCUUCCUUUUUGGUAGCUUCACACAAUUCCGAAUUCCCACAGAGAGAGAGAGAGAGAGAGAGAAUUAUGGGAAGCAACUUUCUCUCUCCGCCAGCUAAGCGCUCCGCACUCGACCCGAAUCCGUUUCCUCCAAACGGACCUUCAAAGCGCUCCAGGCAAUCCAAGCCUCCGCCGCCGCUCUCCGUGCCGCCCGGCCACGUAGCCUUCCGCCUCCUCUGCAACGCCUCCCGAAUCGGCGGCGUUAUCGGCAAGUCUGGCUCCGUCAUCAAAACUCUCCAGCAAUCCACCGGCGCCAAGAUCCGAAUCGAGGACGCGCCGCAGGAGUCGCCGGACCGAGUCAUCCUGGUGAUUGCCGACGCCGCACUCAGCUGCAAGGUUCUGCUGAGAAACGAAGAAGUCGUUGAGGUGUCGAAGGCGCAGGAGGCGCUGCUGAAGGUGUUCGAUAGGAUCCUCGAAGUGGCAGCGGAGAUGGAAGGAGUCGACGUUGGGGACAGGGUAAUGUCUUGCCGGCUGGUGGCGGACUCGGCGCAGGCUGGCUCCGUCAUCGGCAAGGGCGGGAAGGUGGUGGAGAGGAUCAAGAAGGAAACCGGAUGUAAAAUUAGGGUAUUAACUGAUGAUUUGCCACUUUGUGCCUCCGCUUCCGAUGAAAUGAUCGAGAUAGAAGGCAGAGUGUCAUCUGUAAAGAAGGCACUUGUUGCGGUCUCCCAACGGCUUCAAGAUUGUCCCUCUGUUAAUAGAAUAAAGAUGAUGGGAAACAAACCUUAUGAAAUAGUUCAGUAUGAAACUUUAGAUGCACUUCCUCGUGAGAUUUUAACUGCAGCUCCACGUGGGACUUUAACUGUAGUACCACAUGAGACUGUAGAUCAUCUUUUGCUUAGGAGCUCUGCACUUUCUACUUUAUCCAGUUCCUCUAACAGCUAUGCCACCAGAGUUCAUUCACUGUCAGCAGAAGUUAAUAGAGUCUCAUCCUUGGAACCAAAAGCACUUCAGCAGGAAGUCUCCUUCAGAAUACUUUGUUCAAAUGAUAGAGUUGGAGGAGUUAUUGGAAAGGGAGGCAAUAUUGUUAGAGCUCUUCAGAGUGAGACAGGGGCUACAAUAAGUAUUGGUCCUUUGGUAGCUGAGUGCGAGGAUCGAUUAAUUACUAUUGCUGCUUCAGAGAAUCCUGAGUCAAGAUAUUCACCAGCACAAAAGGCUGCUGUGCUUGUUUUCUCCAGGUCCAUUGAGGUUGGUUUUGAGAAGGAGCUAGACUCUGGAUUAAAUAAGGGGUCAACUGUUACUGUGCGUCUUGUAGUUCCAUCAAGCCAAGUUGGUUGUUUGAUAGGAAAAGGUGGAGUAAUAGUAUCAGAAAUUCGAAAGGCAACUGGGGCCAACAUAAGAAUAAUUGGGACUGAUCAGGUGCCAAAAUGCGCAUCAGAUAAUGAUCAAGUCGUACAGAUAUCAGGAGAGUUUUCAAGUGUGCAAGAUGCCUUGUAUAAUGCUACUGGUAGACUGCGAGAUAAUCUUUUUGUCAGCACACAGAAUAGUGCUGGAACAAGGAGCCUUUCUUCUCUACGAGUUGAUACCAGUCCCUAUGGGAUACAGCAGGAUUUUGUUCCUCAUGGAAGCCAACUGCCUGCAACCACUUCUCACUGUCUGAGUAGACAUACUUUUGCUCAGGGCAUUGAUCAUCUUGGUCUUUCUAGAAAUUUAGAUCAUCCUUCGUCACCAGGGUUAUGGACUAGAAAUUUAGACCGUACUUCUUCACCUUUGUUAUGGACUAGAAAUUUAGACUGUCCUUCUUCGCCAGGGUUAUGGACUAGAAAUUUAGACCGUCCCUCUUCGCCGGGGUUAUGGACUAGAAAAUUAGAUCGUCCUUCUUCACCGGGGUUAUGGACGCAGCCAACAGUGGCUGGGAUAAAUUCAAGAAGCAUUAAUGAUUUUAGUUUGGGAUUGACAUCUCGAAAAGGCGGCUUAGAACUUGUGAGCAGUGGAAGUAAAUCUGCUAUCGUGACUAAUACGACAGUCGAAAUUGUGGUUCCUGAUGAUACUAUUGACUGUGUAUACGGGGAAAAUGGUCGCAAUUUGGUUCGUCUGAGACAGAUAUCGGGUGCCAAGGUUGUUAUCCAUGAACCUCGUCCCGGAACAAGUGACAGGAUUAUUGUCAUAUCCGGUACACCAGAUGAAACCCAAGCAGCGCAGAGCCUUCUCCAAGCAUUUAUUCUUAGUGGCUCAUGACAUAUCCCCUCUCUCCAAUGGCCCCAUUAUUUAGUUUGUUCGCUUCCUUUUUCUCUCCACCUGAAAUCAUGUAAUAUCCAGCCUUGUAUUAUUCCCAAACAGUCAUCCGUGGUUAGUGGCGUAAGUGUAGUUAUUUAAAAUCAAUAACUUGAUUCAUUAGUGCAUAACAAAGUAUCGUUAAGCCUUUCAUUAAAAAAAAAAAGAAAACUCUCGGGUUGUUGACCUGGUUUCCUUUUAAGAUCUGACCUAGGUAGUAUCCCUACUAUUCAAUUA
Molecule: messenger RNA, 2603 nt
Organism: Glycine soja
Lineage: Eukaryota; Viridiplantae; Streptophyta; Magnoliopsida; Fabales; Fabaceae
Product: KH domain-containing protein HEN4-like
Exons: 7
Coding region: 183-2330 (715 amino acids)
Biological process (GO): regulation of gene expression
Cellular component (GO): nucleus; cytoplasm
Molecular function (GO): mRNA binding
Source: RefSeq, a predicted model, not a curated record